AUGGCUUCCGAUCAACCGCAACCACAAGACCCCAAAACCAUUCCUCUCAAAGUCCUAAUAGACAAACAAAACAACAAAGUUGUUGCUGUCGAAGCACCCAAACACUUCAUCGACACUCUCUUCAGUUUCCUCUCUCUUCCACUCGCCACCAUCAUUCGUCUCUUAUCAACCAACAACAACGAUCAACAACAACCACAAUCCCCACAAUCAUCCAACAACAAUGAUCAACAACAACCACAAUCCCCACAAUCAUCCAACAACAAUGAUCAACAACAACAACAACCACAAUCAUCAUCAGAAUCUUCACCACUACUCGGAAGCAUCGAAAGCCUCUACGAAAGUGUAAAAACCCUCACCCCAAACGACGUUUGGAAUCCAGUAUGCAAACAAAUGCUACUGAGCCCCAAGAAUCCAUGUGAAUCACUUUGCUCGAAGCUGUUCUUGAAUAUUGAUGAUACUGAAGUAUCAAGUAGGUUUUUUGUGUGUGCUUCUUGUAACAAGUUUACUACUUUUCAGAAUCUUGAUUGUACUUGUGGAAAACCAACUAAUAAACGGCCUAAGAAUUUGGAUUCUGAGGGUCAGGGGAAUAGUACUGGUGUUGUUGUUGAUGAUGCCUUAAAUGGGGUUUUUGUGAAGGAAAAUAGGUCAUUGUUUUUGGUUUUUGAUGAUUUGAAGAUUGUGCCUAGUUCCUUGGUGACUUCCAUGCAGAUGUUGAAGGAAUUGGGGUAUUCAAAUUUGAGUCAAUUGGAGGAAGUUACACACAACAUUGGAAAGCAAGAGAUAUUGAACCUCCUCAAGUACGUCUUAACUUCUCAUGAGCCUCUAACAAAUACAAUUUUGAAAAGUAGCUCCAAGAAGAAAGAUAACUCACCAAGCCAGUUUGCUUCCGCAGUCAAAGUAAAAACUUGCACUAGUGACAUUAAAAUGGAUGUUAAGCUAGUGCGAAGUAAAUCUCAGAAAAAGAUAAUCUUUGCAGAAACCGGCGAAAACUUUGUUGACUUCAUUUUUAGCUUUCUUACAAUACCACUAGGGUCCAUUGUAAAGCUUUUGGAUGGUAAUUCUUUUAUUGGAAGUGUUGAUAGUUUGUACAAAAGUGUGGAGAACUUGGACUCGUCCUGCUGUACAGAGUCGCGCUCUGUGUUACUCAAUCCUGGUGUCCUACGACAGUUCGGUUAUCCAAACCAGCCCCUCAACAUUCCUAAUGUACAAGCAUCCACCGCUACAUAUUAUUAUGGUACAGGGAUACCAAAACAAGAGUGGGAUAAUCGUUAUAAUUGCUAUCAUACAAUUGAAGUAAAGGUAGAGGGAGGAGUGAUUUCUAAGACACGAGGAUUAAUUUAUAAUGCAAAAGCCUUGACUGGACUGGAUCCAAGAUCCCCCAACAAAUCGAUACAAAAUGUGGUAGGAUUUGUGAAGAGACCAGCAUUAUAUGGUGUACGAGAUGAUCUAAAAAUACAAUCAUUUUCUUCUAAUUCCUGCCUUUCAUAUUUGAAAGAAUUGAGCUUUCCCCUUGAUGAUCUUGAAAUGAAGGUGAUAAGCAUCGGUGAAGCUGAGGCUCUGAGCCUCCUUGCAGCUUCCUUGACUUCAAAAUGUACACUAACUGGUGGACUAGAAGACUUCUUUAAUGUGCCAAAACAAGAUUCAAAUUUGACCUUAAAGUAUACUAGUAGGCUUGAUGAACUGGCAAAGGAGCCUAAACCAGAAGAUUGA
Vicia faba (fava bean) is the source of this 1710-nucleotide messenger RNA. The record is from the annotation of a GenBank genome assembly. NCBI's taxonomy places the organism in Eukaryota, Viridiplantae, Streptophyta, Magnoliopsida, Fabales, Fabaceae.